Molecule: messenger RNA, 963 nt
Organism: Cyphomyrmex costatus
Lineage: Eukaryota; Metazoa; Arthropoda; Insecta; Hymenoptera; Formicidae
Gene: kri
Product: uracil phosphoribosyltransferase krishah
Exons: 7
Coding region: 125-838 (237 amino acids)
Source: RefSeq, a predicted model, not a curated record
CAAUGGUAAUUAUGGCGAGAUACAGAUAAUAAAAUAUACCGGGCUAAUCGUCAUCUAUCAGUCGCUAUUACAAUUGUGUCUGUGACACGUGGUGCAACGCAUUCGUAUUUCGUCUGCAUUCGUCAUGGGAAGCGCGGACACCACGGUGAAGUUGCAGAAUGAUAAUUAUGAGAUUGACGAAUAUGGAACUAACCUAAAGAUUUUACCCUGCAACAACCAAGUGAAAGAGUUGCAAACCAUUUUGCGGGAUAAGAAUACUACAAGGAGUGAUUUCAAAUUCUACGCUGACCGUUUGAUCAGAUUAGUUAUUGAAGAGAGUUUGAAUCAAUUGCCUUUUACGAAAUGUGUGGUGACAACUCCAACUGGUGCCAAAUACAAAGGUUUAAAAUAUCAGAAGGGAAAUUGUGGUGUAUCUAUAGUAAGAAGUGGAGAAGCUAUGGAACAGGGUUUAAGAGACUGUUGUCGUAGUAUCAGAAUUGGUAAGAUAUUAGUAGAAAGUGAUAUGGAUACACACGAAGCUAGAGUAGUUUAUGCUAAAUUCCCUGAUGAUAUAUCUGAGAGAAAAGUCUUGUUGAUGUAUCCAAUAAUGAGUACAGGAAAUACUGUCAUAAAAGCCAUAGCUGUUCUAAAAGAACAUAAUGUACUUGAAGAAAAUAUUAUCCUGUCAAAUUUGUUUUGUACACCGAUUGCAGCCAAAUCUCUAGUCACUGCCUUUCCUAAGAUGAAGAUCUUAACGUCAGAGAUCCAUACUGUUGCACCAAAUCAUUUUGGACAAAAAUACUUUGGCUGUACUCGUGUUGUAAUGGAGACAUCAAAUAUACAAGAGAAAGAUAAUUGAGGAUAUAGUAUCGUUAGAGAUCUCAAUUGAACCUAUAUAUGAAAUAGCAAGUUUAAUUAUCUAUAUUACAGUAAACGUUAUAACUUGCGUAGAUCAAUCAGAUAAUGCAUUAUUUUUAAUUUGAG